GCCUUCUGGAUCACCAUCGCCACGAGCAGGUACCAGGGCCCCGUGCACUUCGCGCUCUUCGUGUCCGUGCUCUUCUGGCUGCUGACCCUGGGCCUCUACUUCCUCACGCUGCUGGGCAAGCACGAGCUGGUGCCCGUGCUGGGCACGCGCUGGCUCCUGGUCAACGUGGCGCACGACCUGCUGGCGGCCGCGCUCUACGGUGCCGCGACGGGCAUCAUGAUCGACCAGACGCAGAGUCACAGCUACUGCAACCUCAAGGAUUACCAGAUGUCCUGCGCCUACCACGCCUUCCUGGCGGCCGCCGUCUGCGGCGGCCUCUGCCUCGGCCUCUACCUGCUCUCGGCGCUCUACGGCUGCUGCCGCCGCUGCCAAGGCGAGCAGGAGGUGGCGUGAGGCCACUACGCCGCGGGGCGGGGGACCCUCCAGAGACCAGCGCCCCAGUCCUCCCUGCCGCCGCCGCCGCCCCGCGCCCGUGCGCCCUGGCACCCUCCCCUUGCCCUGCGUUUCCGCCGCAGCCCGCGCCCAGACGCCCUGACACGAAGUUCGCUCCCGGCGGCAGCGCCACCGCCCAGAGUCCGGAUCGCUGCAUCGGACGCGCAGUCUCCAGGGACCAGGGCAGGGCUACAUCCGAGGGGCGGACGCGCACUCUCAGACCGGCCGCCCGGAGGCGAAACCUUGCGGUUCCUCUUCCCCUUCCCUGCGGAGAGCGAGACGUGGACAGGCGCCGCGUAGAUCCGGGGGAGGCUCCCAAAUUGCAACCAGUCUUCUGGCUGCGCCGCUUUCCCCUCCCUCACGCCCCGCGGUCGGAAGAGCACCCCUUUCCCGGCCCCUCUUCCAGCCUCGAGUGCUGUAAAAGGCGGGCACGCCGCCGCGGGCGGAGCUGGGGACAGGCCUCCGCUGGUCCCGGAAGGAGCGACGAGUUUGGUUUCAGCUUGAGAUUUUGCGGGCAUCCUGCGCAGUCCUUCCUGGCGCAUCCCUCGGUGCUUUGAUGUCGUGGGGUGGGGCCCGUUUGCAAGGUGAGGUUGGACAGGAAGGGCCCGCAGGCUGUACCAUUAUACUUUUGGAGUCUCUCUCCUCUGCCUGCUCAGCCUUUGUCCUUGCGGUUCCUGGAGGCCAGCCUAACGCACACUAGCUUCCCUGGCCUUGCUUUCCUCUCACAGGCUUCUGCUCCAUCCCUACCUCCCAACAUCUUUUGCCUUAGAGAUCCCACAACGCCGUCAAGGAAUGUUAGGGUGAGCCCCACUCCUUCCUUUUGGAUGGAGACAGAGCCCCACUCCUUCCUACAGAUGGAGACAGAGCUUGCUCUUGGGAACAGCCAGAGUAAGAUUAGAACCCCAUCCCUGGACUUACAGUCCAACGCUGUUUACAUUAAAGCAGUGGGUGUUCUCAGGAAUCCUGGCUCAGCAGCUACCCUCUAAAAGAGGGUUGCCAGACCAAAUGGGUUUGUCAUUUGUCAAAGGUGCUGUCUCCCCUUCUUGGAGAUUCACGAUGCUCAUUAGCAUAUCAAAGGCUCUGAGAAGUCCCGCUGUAAAAGAAGCCCAAGAAAUUUAGUUUCCAGCGUUAACUGCUUCUGGACCCGGACCAGUUUUUCCCACCUUGAGGUUCCCAGCAGCCCUGUGCUGUCAUUCAUUCCUAAGGGGCCCAACUCCUUGGCUACAGUCCGUGUGAAGAUUUGGGAGCUCUCUCUUUCCCAGGGAAUUUCUCUAGCAGAGGAAGAAGACAGCUGCUCCUGCCAGGCCCGCGAGAGGCCUGGGAACUGGCGGAUUUGAACAUUCCUUCACGUUGUUUGGGAAAGGAAGCCAAGGUUACCCGGAUGGCUUCCCAGUCAAAAGAAGCAGCACCUGUAAGAGAUCCUGGCAUUGACCGUGAGCAGGGGUCACGCUCACCAAAGAGAAGACAACUCUGGCGCUGGGGUGAGCAGCUGGCCCGGCGUCUGUCAGGUGUCCGUGUUGCUGAGGCCAGGCAGAUUCCUGGAGCCGGUCAUGCCCACCUCUCCCAGGGCCUGCUUCCCUGGGCGGGCAACACCAUUCUGGCCUGGGCCAGCUGAGAGUUUCAGAGUGGGGAGAGGGAACGGCCUCUGCCCAGCAGGUUCUGUUCAACACCAUCCAAUGGAAGAGCUAAGAUGGGUGGGGAUUCGUUUUGCCUUAACACAAGAGAAAUCCUGAUUCUCCUCAUGCUAUCACUUGAGGACAAGAUUCCAGACCCCUGAAACUGAGCUGUGUGCCUCUCUACCCUAAACAAUGGGUUUUAGCUCCAGCUUUUGUUCCUUUUCUCUUUUUUUAGAUCACUAUCUAUGCUGCAUACUCAGCACAGAUCCAGCCCCCCAAGGACCUCUUCUUUGCCCCUCCACCCAUGGUGCUCUGUCUGUGGUCAGUUGACUUUACUCAGGAGCAGACAGUUCCUUGCCCUUCAUGGUACCCUAUCCAUCCAGAUGUGCCUGAAACAUUCCAGGGCUCACUGGCUCUUCUAGAUGUGCCUUCCCACUUGGCCUCCAGCUGCUUCUCCAGAUGUGAGGAGGAUGUGUAAGAUGGCCCCCACACCUAUCCCCUCCUCCCCUUCGAGGCGUUGUGCCAUAGGAGUGGCCACCUGACCUGGCCCGGAACUUUUGGGUACUGGAGGCAUCUCAUUGGCCUCCGUCUUUGGAGUCCAAGACUCAGUCCAGCCUGAUACCACCGUGGGCUGCUCUCAACCCAGACCUCUGGGACCACUUGCGGACCCAGGAGAUGAUGUCCCCAGUUUUCAAAAAGGGCAAAAGAAGGGGGGGGGGGGGGGGGGGGGGGGGGGGGGGGGGGAGAGGGGACCGAUGUGCCUCAUUCAGUAGUUUAGUGGUGAAUACUAAUAUGCUUUUCUAAAUAAAGUUUGAUUUGUCUGA
Messenger RNA from Equus quagga, 2872 nucleotides. RefSeq names its product MARVEL domain containing 1 (gene MARVELD1). NCBI's taxonomy places the organism in Eukaryota, Metazoa, Chordata, Mammalia, Perissodactyla, Equidae. Gene Ontology annotation, cellular component: membrane. The annotation marks the transcript as partial. The record is from RefSeq and is a predicted model, not a curated record. The transcript has 2 exons.